GAUAUCAAAACGCACAAACAGCAGGGAUAGAAGAGCCUUUGCCGAGAAAGACAGACAAGGACAACUAUUCGACAAGAUGUCUGGAGCAGGAACUCUUUUACCUUGUGAUUGGAAGUGCUACAGUGCAGCUUAUGUUUUGUGGAAGCAUUUGUGAAAGGUGCACUACUUGGUAGUUGUGGGCAGGGAUACAGAUUCACUGCAACCUGUCUGUGAGGAACAUCACAAUAUCAGUGUGAAGUCAACCACAGAGCCAAAAUGACAGCUGCCACGAGACUAUUGGACGAGAUGUGCCAUCUCACGGCCCAGUCGCUGACAUCACUGGAGACCUCGGACCACUUCCAGGUGGUCAAGAUGUUAGGGGAGGGGUCGUACGGGAAGGUCAUGUUGGCUGUACAUCGGGAAAGAGGUCAACUAUGGAUCUGUUUUAAUCCUAACCCCAGUUUGCCUGGCCUCAUAUCUCCAGAAUGUCUUUCUUUCUUUUGUUCUGAUCACUUUUCUCUCUUUUCCUUCCCCCAAGGCACUCCAAUGGCCCUGAAGUUCUUUCCUCGUGAUUCCACAAAUCUCUUCUCCUUUUUGCGAGAGUAUAACCUCUCCCUCUCCUUCUGCACCCACCCGUCCCUGACCAAGGCCCUGGGCAUUGCCUUCUCCACCCCCUCACAUUACGUUUUCGCCCAGCAAGCCAGCCUCUUCGGUGAUCUAUACGACGUCAUUGUCCCUGAGGUGGGUGUGGAGGAGGACUGUGUCCAGAGCGUGGUUUCCCAGCUGUGCGGUGCCCUAACCCACCUCCACUCCCUGGGCUUCGUCCACCGCGACGUCAAGCCUGAGAACAUCUUCCUGGUUGACGCUGCCUGCCGCUGGGUCAAACUGGGCGACUUCGGCAUGGCCAAGGCCACGGGAACCAAGGUGCCCGGUGUGUGGUACAGUUCUGCUUACUGUACGCCCGAGGCAGAGAUAGCAAAGGAGUCGGAGGAUAGGAGACAUAAUACUGCUUCAAAACCAGAUGGAGGAAAUGGGUUGGACAGCAAGAUCAAGAGGGUGUGGGUGUCGGUGGAGGCCAGUACAGACUGCUGGGCCUUGGGGAUCCUCACCUACGCCAUGCUGACUGGCAGUCUACCCUGGACGCAGACAGCGUCCGACGACCGCUCUUACAUCAAGUACAAAGAGUGGUUUGACCAGCAGAAAGAUCAAGAAGGUCAGGACGAUGAACUAGACCUAUGGGGGGAAGGAAAAGACGAGGACAUCAUAAUGAGCUUGGAUGAAGACAAGCAGAAUCGGAGCAAGAGAAAAUCCCAUCCGGUCGCCCCCCAGUUUGCCUGUUUCACCCCACUGGCCAGUUCCCUUUUCCUGUCACUACUUCACCCGCAGCCUAGGCUUCGCGGUAGGCCUGAAGAUGUGCUGGGCUACCUGGGAGGAGACUGGUUGCAGGUGAAGGAGAAGAUACAGCUGGAGGAGGAGAAGAAGAAAAUUAGAGGGCGAGAGGUCAUCAGGAACGAGAAAGAGAGGGAGGGAAGGGGAGAGGGAUAAAGGAGUGGUGACACACGAUCAUGAACUCACAAACUCAGAGGUGAAAGAGACUAUAUUUUUUGACAAUACAUAUCCUCUGAUGUGUCACAUUGGUGCAUAAAAAGACAUUGUACAGUAUAUAAUACCACUACAGUUGCACUUACUAUAAGAUAAAUAGCCAUCAAGUCAUUGUUGAUACAGGGUAGCAUUUGGGGAUAGACGCAGCUGCAAUUGGCUACUUUAGGGACUUGUAAGCACUUUAAAAGUAUCAUUUCGAUGUGUUCAAUCUAGUAAAUUCUAAGUGUGACUUGAUGAUGGUGUUUCUGUAUUCUAAUGUUUUUUUUAGAAUAUGUAAAUGUCAUCUGAAUGUCAUAUAAUUUCUUGUGGUUGGAAUUGAGUCUAAUAAACAUUUUAUUAUGAAUUAUCAUUUGGAUUAAACUCAAAACUUC
Molecule: messenger RNA, 1952 nt
Organism: Oncorhynchus masou masou (cherry salmon)
Lineage: Eukaryota; Metazoa; Chordata; Actinopteri; Salmoniformes; Salmonidae
Product: serine/threonine-protein kinase SBK1
Exons: 3
Coding region: 256-1524 (422 amino acids)
Biological process (GO): peptidyl-serine phosphorylation; peptidyl-threonine phosphorylation
Molecular function (GO): protein serine/threonine kinase activity; ATP binding
Source: RefSeq, a predicted model, not a curated record